CAGUGCUUCUCUUUUGUCUUAGGGUCAGCCAAAGGCCUGAGCAUUGAUCAUGGCCACAAUAACCCAAGCACCCGCUGCCCAACAAGGCUCGGCUCAUCCUUUCACCUGUAACACCUGCCAAGUCGCCUUCCGCUCCAGCAAUCUUCAGCGAACCCACAUGCAAUCGGAUUGGCAUCGCUACAACCUCAAGCGUCGCGUGGCCUCUCUACCGCCACUGACUUCUGAAAUAUUCGCGGAGAAGGUGCUUGCGAACAAGGCCUCGGCCGCUGCCACUGCCGCACGCGCAAGUUUCGAGAAGAGAUGCCAUACAUGUGAUAAGACGUACUUCAGCGAGGGCGCUUAUGUGAAUCAUCUGGGAAGUCAGAAACAUCGCAUGUUAGCAACUCGAGGUCGAGGCGUCGACGGUGCUGAGACUGACAGUAUGGCCGAUUCCACCUUCACUCUUGGCGAGACUCUCGACACAGCUAGUACUGCUGCGAGCACGAUCAAUGGAGAAGGUACGGAAACUGCCGAAGAGCCAGAGCUCGAUCGAGUUGUGCAAGACUUGCGUAACACAGGUCUGGCAGAACCAACGCCGUCUGCAACCCCAAAAGAGAAUGGCCAUACUGCUGGGCACGAGAACAUGGACGAUGACGACUAUGAACACAAAGCCGACCUCAGCCAGUGUCUCUUCUGCAACUACGUCUCCCCCACCAUGGACCUGAAUUUGAACCAUAUGUCCAGACAGCAUAGUUUCUUCGUUCCCGAGAAGGACUACUUGGUCGACCUGGCCGGGCUGAUCAACUAUCUAAGUGAGACGGUAAAUGUGCUACACCAGUGUCUGUUUUGUCACAAGCAAGUGCACACAAGUUCAGGCGUGCAAACGCACAUGCGAGACAGAGGCCACUGCAUGAUUGCAUACGGCACAGAAGAGGAGCAGAUGGACGUGGGCGAGUUCUACGACUUUCGAUCAACAUAUUCUGACGAAGAGUCUGAGACGGAAGAGGAUGAGCCCAAUGGUGGGGUCAGUCUUGGUGCGAAGCGUGCAGUCAAGACCACUGUUGACAACGGGAAUGGUGAAGAUGUUGACAUGGAUGAAGACGAUGAUGGCUGGGAGAGCGAUGGAUCAUUGUCCUCUGUGCCGACUGACGAAAUAACGUCUGUGCCCGUGGAUCAAACCCACAAGUUCGAGAGACUGGGUCUGCAUCGUCAUCAUUCUCGCACAGAUCCACGACCGCACAAGAAUACAGAUGGCUACCACUCUCAUGCGCAUCACGGUACACAUGCUGCAUACCAUGAUGAUUACGAGCUACAUCUCCCGUCAGGACGUACAGCUGGCCAUCGGAGCUUGAGACAGUAUUACCGACAGAAUUUACGAAACUACCCAUCCGCAGCAGAGCGUGCCGAGCAACGCAUGAUUGAGGAAGGCCGCCACGACUCCGACGCUGACGAUGAAGAUGCAGAGUCGCAGUCUACCGAACAGAAUGGAGGCUCUCGCGGCAGGCAACUGGUCAGCCGUGCGAAUGGCGGUCUUGGCAUGGUCGGUGUUAGUGAUGCCAAGAAGCGAGAAGUGAAGGCAGUGGAGAAACGUGUUCAGAAGCGCGAACAGAGAGCGGAAGCGAGAUAUGAAUGGACCAAGAACAAGAAGGGCAACUUUCAGAAGCAUUUCCGCGACCAUUUGCUGCAGUAGUGGCUUACAUGGCAUUGGGAGGGAGGAAGACCUCUGUCUAUCUGCAUCACGAGGCCCACUGUGGUACUUGUGACUUUGUGGUUGGUACACGUGCAUGAGGCAGUGCAUUAGCGUAGCAUCUUGAAAUCAAUCUGCAUCGCCC
Pseudocercospora fijiensis CIRAD86 is the source of this 1811-nucleotide messenger RNA. RefSeq lists its product as uncharacterized. Gene Ontology annotation, cellular component: preribosome, large subunit precursor. The record is from RefSeq and is a predicted model, not a curated record. The coding region runs from base 50 to 1669 and encodes 539 amino acids. The transcript has a single exon. NCBI's taxonomy places the organism in Eukaryota, Fungi, Ascomycota, Dothideomycetes, Mycosphaerellales, Mycosphaerellaceae. Gene Ontology annotation, molecular function: nucleic acid binding; zinc ion binding. Gene Ontology annotation, biological process: ribosomal large subunit biogenesis.